Melampsora larici-populina 98AG31 is the source of this 1215-nucleotide messenger RNA. RefSeq lists its product as uncharacterized. The transcript is spliced from 3 exons. The record is from RefSeq and is a predicted model, not a curated record. Lineage: Eukaryota; Fungi; Basidiomycota; Pucciniomycetes; Pucciniales; Melampsoraceae. Bases 1 to 1215 code for a protein of 404 amino acids.
AUGUAUCCACAAUUUUCACCAACUUUCCUAUCCCGUUCUUCAUCAUUGCCCUUUCGUAACAACACUCUUGAGCCAAUGUCUGCAAGUCGGGUCACUCAUAAUAUACCGUCUUUGCGUAGUCAGCCUGUUCUGAGAGAUUCUAUUGCACUUCCAUCUAGACAUCACAAAGAGUACACGGAUCUUGUACGACCCAUCCCAGGAGCUUCUGCUAUUCAAAGACUCCCUGUCCCGCAAGACAUCCCAGACAUUCGACCUGAGUCUCCCAUCUUUGCCUUCAAUCCUCCACCCAUCCAACACGUAUAUCACCAAAGCCGCUUCAACUUCACUCCCACAACCAAUCAACCCAUACUCGCCCAACACAGCUGGAAUCGUCUAUUCAUUGAGAUCCCCGAUCCCAUCUUCUACUUCAAUCCACCAAUAUAUCAACCCAUUGACAUGUACUACGGCUCCGAUGAAUUCUUAGCUUAUCAAGAAGUAGAACAUGAUGAUCACGAAGAUGGGACUGAUGAUACUUCACCCUUGGACACUCAAAGUGAUACGGGCUCUCAGACUUUAACCUCCGAUUCAAUUGGUUACAGUGACUCAAGAUGCGAUGUCAAUGUGGAUGACUCGGAUUCUCAGAGUUCAAGCUCUGAUUCGAAUGGUUCUUGUGAUUCAAGAUGUGAUUACGACGAGGAGCCUUCAAGUUCAAGCUCUGAUUCAGAUUCUUCUGGGUCUGAUUCAGUAUCAAGGUAUCAUGGAGAUGUGGAUGUCUGGGAUUCGCAGGCUUCAAGUUCUUCGGGUUGUUCUGUGUUUGGUUCAUCAUCGAUGUACGACUCUAACGGGACUUCAAGCCCUCGAUCACUUUGCUCUAGGUGUGAUUCACCAUCGAGGUACGAUGCAGAUGUGGAUGACCGCAACUUAGUGGAGGACCCACUUGAUCACGAUAUCCCAUUGAUGUAUCAUGAUCAUGCCUUGAGAGAUUUUAUCCCGCUUCCGGCUCGAGUUCAUGAAGAGGAGCACAAUAUCAUUCGUAACGAGCGGGUUGAGUAUGCACCCGCUUCACCUGUUGGUAUCGUUCGAGACGACCGAGAAGCUCAACCUGGACCCACAGGAGGAUAUGAUUCAGAUUCCACUUCUCCUGGUUUUACUAUGAAAAGACCUCGAUCAGGCGAUUCAUCUAAUAGUCCUACAAAAAAAGUCAAGCUUAUGGGACAAAAUCAUGAGUCACGAUAG